Papaver somniferum (opium poppy) is the source of this 922-nucleotide messenger RNA. RefSeq names its product L-ornithine N5-acetyltransferase NATA1-like. The transcript has a single exon. Gene Ontology annotation, molecular function: N-acetyltransferase activity. Lineage: Eukaryota; Viridiplantae; Streptophyta; Magnoliopsida; Ranunculales; Papaveraceae. The record is from RefSeq and is a predicted model, not a curated record. Bases 13 to 696 code for a protein of 227 amino acids.
UAAAUACCAACCAUGGCUUCUAUUUCCAAUGGAGGAAACCAUGUUGCCAAAAAUUCAUCAGUGUAUGCAAGAAUCCGCCUUGGCGAAAUUUCAGAUGUUCCUCAUAUACACAAGUUGAUAUAUCAACUGGCCGUAUAUGAACGUUUUGAGCACUUAUUCGAAGCUACCGAAAACUCAUUAUCCGACACCCUCUUUAAAUCUCCACCAUUUCAAUCUGUUACUUGUUUCAUCCUGGAAAUUUCUCAGCACCCAUUUCCACAAGACAAGCAUUCCAGGAAUCCUAACUAUACUCCUAUCAUAAAGACUGUUGAUCUCCAAGAACCAAUCAACGACCCGGAUUCUAACGUUUUUAAGGUAGGUAAUCUUGAUAGUGAUUUUGAUGGUCAUGAUAUUGUUGUUGUUGGGUGGGUUAUCUUUUUUCCAAAUUACCCAGCAUUUUUAGCAAAACAAGGUUUUCAUGUAGAUAAUUUGUUUGUGAGAGAGUUUUAUAGAGGGAGAGGGUUCGGGAAAAUGUUGUUAUCAGCAGUGGCAACUCAUGCUGUAAAGUUGGGGUUUUGUCGUGUUGAUUGGAUUUGCUUGAAAUGGAAUGAGAACGCUAUCAAAUUUUAUGAAGAAGGUAUUGGCGCUGAGGUUAUGAAUGAAUGGGGUGUUUGUAGGUUGGUUGGAAAAGCCCUCCAGGCUUAUGGAGAAAACUAAAAUAUGCACCAUGAUGAACUGCGGCAUUUUUAGUUUUAUUUCGGUAUCUUUACUUUUAUUGAUAAUUGACUAUGUAGUUAAGGAACAUUUGAAUUGAAUUAAGGUCUGAAAUUUAAGGGUGCUAUACACUGUCUUGAUAUUGCUCACAGGCGGGGCUAUAGUUGUUAACUAUUCCAACGCUUUGUUUAUAAUGUUGUACGAUGACUUGCUAUAAAACUGGUUUUUA